Molecule: messenger RNA, 770 nt
Organism: Penicilliopsis zonata CBS 506.65
Lineage: Eukaryota; Fungi; Ascomycota; Eurotiomycetes; Eurotiales; Aspergillaceae
Exons: 1
Coding region: 121-579 (152 amino acids)
Source: RefSeq, a predicted model, not a curated record
GUGUCGGCUACCUGGAUCACAGGGCGUGAGCAAGACAUUGAUAUACGCUGUCUUGCAAAAUCAAACCCCGCAACGUGACAUUCCGAAGGAUCAACCGGGUAUCCGAGAGUGUCGCUUCGGAUGUGUCCCGUCGCCGAUAAGAUCGGAAGAAGCCAGAUUCUGAAUAGGGCAGGCGGUGAUCUAUUGCAACACGUGAUGCAUUAUGUCUUAGUAAGCCUCUUGGUCUUUGGUACAUAUUCCGUAUUCCAAAAUCUCCUGUAUAUUGCUAGGAUAGGCAUCUGGCUAGGCCUCAGUGGAAUCAGAUUCCUUGAAUUUGGAGUGCUAUGCUGUCAGUCGCUUAUUUGGUCUCUGUUUGACCUGGGGUUCAUUGGCUUUCAAUAUCCAAUCAACCCUGUCUCGUUCGUUUGCUCGUCAGCCAUCUGGACCCGUUGUAUUGGUGGUCUUUUUAUAUUUUAUGCCGGUAUCAGCCGGAUGGGGUACAUAAAUAUAAAAUUUGAUGCUACACAAACAUACAAUAGGACUAUUUUAUUUCUGAGCUUGCAUUUAUUCAUGACCACUACAAAAAUAGUGGUAGAGUAAAAAGCAAGCAUAGAGAGAAAUGUCAGGGGUCACUUGAGGUGUGUAAAUUCUAGACAUCAUCCUCAAGUAUCACUCACUAUGCUGAGUAUCAAAGAGCAUGCGUCAUUGUGGGUUUGCCUUGGUUUUUAGUAUACAAAAAAGCGCCCUUUAUACUACCUAACAUAUGAGAGAGAACCUUGGAAGUAUGGAGU